Molecule: messenger RNA, 2537 nt
Organism: Phalaenopsis equestris
Lineage: Eukaryota; Viridiplantae; Streptophyta; Magnoliopsida; Asparagales; Orchidaceae
Product: pumilio homolog 24
Exons: 18
Coding region: 1-2136 (711 amino acids)
Biological process (GO): regulation of translation
Cellular component (GO): nucleolus
Molecular function (GO): mRNA binding
Source: RefSeq, a predicted model, not a curated record
AUGGCUGCUGCGAGCAAGCUCGGUGCUUCCAAGAAAAGGAUGCGAGAGUCCUCCGCGGCGAAGGGAGGUUCGAAACCCAGGAUCUCCAAUCAAACAAAGGGGCCGGAGGCGAAAAAUUUCAAGAAGAAGGUGAAAGCGAGGCCUCUGAAGAAUAAGACUGCGAAGCCAAACCAAACCGCGAAAGCUGGGUCUGCACUGGGAGCAGUCAUGGAUUCCACAGGCGAACUCGGCAGUUCGAAGAAAAGGAAGCGGGAUCCCGCCGCGGCGAAGGUAGGAUUGAAGCCCAAGACGUCGCAAUUCCUGAGAAGGAAGCCAAAACUCCGAAAUCGCCUGGCGGCCAAGGCAAAGGCGGAAGAGAGAAAGACAAAGAGAAAGCCCAACUACACCCUUGAGAAAGAAUUAGCUUCACUGUGGGAAAAGAUGAGAUGCUAUAGCAUUGGAAAAGAGGAGCGAUCAAAGUUCGUAAGUGAAGCUCUUCAGAAGAUGUCCGGAAAGCUUUUGGAAGUUGCCAGUUCCCAUGUCUCUGCACGGGUGCUUCAAACUUGUGUCAAAUACGGGUCUCAAGACGAACGAAACAUUGUUUUUGAUGAACUUCGGCCGCAUCUUCUAAAUCUCUCACGGAAGAAGUAUGCAGUUCAUCUUGUAAAGAAACUUUUGGAUGCUGCGAGCAAAAAACAGUUAGAAGAAUUUAUAUCCUCUCUCCAUGGGCAUGUUGGCUUUCUAAUUCGGCACACUGUUGGAUCAGCUGUUGUUGAACAUGCAUAUCAUUUGGCAAGUGGGUCUCAAAGACGCCGUCUUUUGAUGGAAUUGUACUCGACUGAACUUCAAUUAUUCAAGGACCUCACCUUGACGAAUUCUGGGAGCUUGGCAGACCUAAUUUCAAAACUCAAAUUACAAAAAUCUUCGGUAUUACAGCAUAUGUCCUCUAUAAUUCAACCACUUCUUGAAAAGGGGAUUGUGGACUAUUCAAUCAUACAUGCCACAUUAGUAGAGUAUUUUACAAUAGCUGACAGGUCCUCUGCUGCUGAUGUGAUUCAACAGUUGCUGCCUCUUCUCUCUCAAGAAUCUAUCACAGAUGAAAGCCUACAUGCAUCGAGUCGAAGGAAAAACAAGAAGAAGAGGAGAAAUCCCCUUGUGAACAUGAUGCACACUCGAGAUGGACUAAAAAUUGGCAUCCUUUGUAUCAAGCAUGGAAGUGCAAAGGAUAGAAAGAAAAUUGUUAAGGGAAUCAAGGAUCACAUCAGAAAGCUAGCAUUUGACCAAUAUGGCAGUCUUCUGCUCUGCUCCAUCCUUUCAGUUGUUGAUGACACUAAACUCGUAACAAAGAUUAUCAUGCGUGAGCUACAAUCUAUGUUAAAAGAACUUGUUCUGGAUAAGAAUGGAAGGCGUCCGUUAUUGCUGUUGCUCCAUCCACAGUGCCACCGCUAUUUUACACCCGAGGAUUUGGCUUGUCUUAAUUCAACCGUGCCUUCUCUUUACACGCAGGAUGAGACGGAAGAGGUGCUCGUGGAAGCGGAAGAGGUGCUCGUGGAAGCUGAUCCGGAGAAGAUAUUAGAAAAAGAUAGCGAACCCAAAACAACUCACGACGAUAUUUAUGGGGAUUCUACGAAGGCCUUAGAAUUAGCUGUGGGUGGCAAGAAGGAUGCUUUAGUAAGGAGAAAGGAAUUAUUGGUGGAGAGUGGUCUGGCCGAGGGUCUUAUUGAAACUUGUAUCCACACUGCUGAUGAGUUACUUCGAUUGAACUUCGGCAGAGAAGUAAUAUUUGAGGUAGCCGUUGGUGGAAGUGAUGGAAUACUACACACUCUAAAUAACAAAUUAGCUGAUCUGCACAAUGCAAUAGCUUCUGUAGCUUCUUCUCCCAACUCUGAAGAAUCUGGAAAAGAACAUGUUUUUGAGAACUUUCACUCCAGCAGGACUAUCAGAAAACUCAUAUUGGAAUCUCCUUCCUUUGCUGAAACCUUAUGGAAAAUGGCUUUGGAAGGAAGGAGUGAGAAGUGGGCCCACGGUCACAGUUGCAAGGUGGUUUCUGCAUUCCUGGAAUCAUCAGAACCCAGUGUAAGAGAUCUCACAAACUCUGAGCUGCAGCCUUUGGUUGAUUCUGGUAUUCUUAAACUCUUUGAAAGGAAAUCAAAAUAACAAAAUUAGUUAUAGAGAACACUAAUCCAAUUUAAUUUAUACUUGAGUUAUAAUAGAACAUGUUGCAUAAACCAUGGUUAACAACUCUUCAUUGAUGUAGGGUUGGGUUUAUUAGUUUUAAUGGCCUUACUAUUAUUGGCUGUUUGCAUACAUAUCACCCGCAACAUUGUUAUUUACAAAUCUGGCACCCAAAAUUCAUGAUAAAAUGCCAACCCGUAUUUUCAUUUUUAUCAAAUUCUCAAUAGUUUGAUCGCGUCACGCGUGAAUACAUCAGUUCGAUAGUUCAAAAAUAUCACCGGGCUGCUACAUUUUGUAAAUAGCGAUGUUUCGGGGGCUAUUUAUGUAAUUAUCCCUAUUGUUUAACAAAUUUUGUUUUUAGUGCUUGCUUAUAAUUGUUUUGA